AUGGGCCAGAGCACAAGACCACGUAGGCCAUCGCUUACACAACAUCUGCAGCGCAUACUGCACAUUGAUGACCUUGGAAAAAGGCAUAGCAGUAGCUCACAGUCACCUGGCGCGGGUCUCACAGCUUCGCCCCAGCAGCAACAAUUCACACAAAAAAGUGUGCAAAAACCACAGAGUUACCUUCAUGUAAAAAAAUCGUUAACUCGUGAGACUUCUUGCCGAGAACCACAAGCAUCUUAUACUCCUGAAGAACCGCCGGCAAAUUUUGAUAAUUGCAUUUCACCCACAUGGUCCAGAAAUUCCGCCGUGCGAAAUGAGAGGCGGGCUACACUGCGACUAGAGGCAGAGAGGGUAGAGCUCGAGAAAAAACUCAUGAAGCUUGAGCAAGCGGAAUCAACUAAGGAUCUCAGUUCAAUGAGACGGGAACCACGCCGUCUCACUAAGAAGCAACCAUUUGGCAGCUCAAGUAGAGCGUCAAGUGUAAGUGCAGAUGAAUCUAGGGGCUCCAGACGGAUUUCUUCGAUUUUUUCAACUUCGAGACGCUCAUCGAGAUCGCGAUCAAGCUCGUUAAAUGAGGACGAUAGAGGCACCUCAAGACCGCAGUUGUUUGGACCCGAAUGUGCCACACGUACACUAUCCACGACCUUGCCUGAACGCCUCAGCACGGCAAUUUCCAAGGAGCUAGCUGUCCAAAACAACCCGCUACUUGAAAAUCAUACAUCGUCCCUACGAUCACAGAAGCUAUCGCACUCAGAAGUAGCCAUGACAGUUGAUCAAGGAACCGAGAGCAAUAGACAUUUCGAUAACAGUGAGGCAGGUACCUCUCAUGCGCAGGGGCUCAAAAGGCUUAGGCAAGAGCCAAUGCAACAAGUUGCCCCCAUAACAAUGUCCAUAUCAGACGUACGACAAGUUUCGGAUUCUUCAGAAUUAGAUCGUUCAUCAUUUGCAGCAGCUUUGAACCUAAGGAAAAGAGUCUCUGGCAAAACACAAUCACAUGGGCGUCUCUCACAGUCCACGCCCUCUCAAAGUACCAUAGCACAAAAAGAGAGCCGUCGUGAACUAAGCGCCACUGGUCCCUCAAGGAAAACAUCAGCAUCCGUCACCCCCCUGAAUACUAACCAUCUCGGUAUUCGAAAACCUCUCAUUGCCUUCCAGUUAGGCCCGUCGGUGAACGUACCGAUUAGAACACCACGAGGCAAACCUCAGGGACGUCACAAACGUUUCAUAUCGUCUCCGCUUGCAGGCUUUCCAACAACGAGUAACACCACUUUUCAGUCUCUCGACGCCGUUCCAAAUGAACGAGCAUCCGCAAGUCCCGAUGGCAUGUGUCACACGGAGCCUUCUGCAUUCUCCAAAAGAACUGCCUCUUGUAAUACAAAUCCACCACGCCCAAUGACUUCAUUACGAUUGUCGAAUGGAGAUGGCAGAGAAGACAGACACUUCCCAAUCAGCCCUCUUGAUCUCACGCACGUAGCUAAGGAGAAUCCGCGGACCAGUUUACCAAAUAGUUCGGGGUUAUCAGAUCAUAGCCUUAAGCCAUAUUCGAGUACAGCAAUCUCCAAUACUAAACCAAAAGGGCAUCUCGCUUUAAACCAGGGAUUGCAGCGGGCACUUGUGUCUGUAAAACCACAUGAUUAUGGUUCGCCAAGCAAUGCACUUGAAAUACACUCACAGAGCCGCACUGUGAAAUCUGGGAGCCAAGAUGGGGGUCUUACAGCAGCACAAACGCGCCUAGAAGGGGAAAAUACCUCCAUACACACGUUUAAUACCGACUUUUGUGGUCGAGGGGAGCCCUCAUCACCUAUAGGUGGUUCAACAAGUGCCUUGGGUCACAAAGUAGGACGUUCGACCGUUUCAUUGUCGGCUAGCUUGUCCCAGGAUCCAGAAUCAGAGGAGUACAACACCGCAGAUGAAGCUGCAUCGACUGCUUCAGAGUUGCAAAGCGAGGAAUCUGUUCCGGUCAAGCAAUUAAACACUGCUUCUGUUCCUGCCAGUCUAAGCACCUUUGCUAAUAAAGGCUCAUCCUCCAGGCUUCAUUAUUCUCCCCCAGCUGUGCACCCUAACACACCAGCUCUCUGGACAGAACAAUUUGGAGGAAAUCCAAAACAACUUCGGCGAGGCCAGCGGGUCGCGAAGCUUUUCGUUAUUUGUUGCCAUUGCGAGUUCUGGCACGACAUGCCGUCCGAGAUGUAUGCAAAACUGGACUCCCCUGCCAUUCCUUCUGUUCCUACAAGCCACAGCCCUGCAUCUUUGGUAGGAAUAUCAGACUUGAACGAUCAAGCUUCAUCUAAGGCGCAAGAACUAGAGAGUAUGUAUGACUACCUAGCAAAGGUCAUUUUGCUCGGUCCAAGUGGUGCUGGAAAGUCUUGUGUGCUCCACCGAUUUGUGAAGAAAGAAUGGAGAGUGCUAUCGUCUCAAACGAUCGGCGUCGAAUUCUCCUCGAGAAUCGUUAAGUUAGGAAUCGGCCCUCGACGGACAAGGAUAAAGCUACAACUCUGGGAUACUGCAGGUACUGAAAGGUUCCGUUCCGUCUCUAGAUCUUAUUACCGGGGAGCGGCGGGGGCUAUUCUUAUCUACGAUGUAUCAUCUCAUACCUCAUUUGCGUCCCUUCCUACUUUCCUCAUGGAUGCGCGUGCUCUUGCAUCUCCCAACCUAACUGUGUUACUGGCCGGGAAUAAGAUGGAUCUCACAUCCGACAUCUCGCUCCAUGGUGACACCACCGAAGACGCCACUCGGCCUCCCCCAACACCGUCCAGUACUUCCAGCAAACAGUCUGCCAUUGCAUUCGGCUCGGGUGGUGGUUCUGUCCGCUCUACAAGUCAUCUAGCGACUGGGACACGCAUGACCGCUACAUGUGCUCCCCAUGGCCGUGAAGUAUACUUUGAAGAAUCCUCCCGGUGGGCUGCGAAGUCAAACAUCCCCGUUGCCGUUGAAGUUUCGGCCCUCACUGGAGAAGGUGUGGAGGAACUAUUCAACCGGCUGGCCAGAAUUAUCUUGACUAAAAUUGAACUUGGUGAAAUCGAUCCUGACGAUCCCCAGAGCGGUAUACAAUAUGGCGACGGCGGUCUUUAUGGCCAUGGGACAAGCGAUGGUUCCAGUAUACGGAGUCGGAUGACUCUAGACAAUGCAGUCCAAUUGCACAAUCGGAAUCCUACGAGUGUAAGUAGGUGGAAAAGCGGCAUGAGAGAGUGGGAGGAUGUCUUCCGGUUGAGUGGAUCAUAUAAUAAGAACGGUGAAGGGUGCUGCUGA
Messenger RNA from Aspergillus bombycis, 3249 nucleotides. RefSeq lists its product as uncharacterized. Bases 1 to 3249 code for a protein of 1082 amino acids. Gene Ontology annotation, biological process: regulation of endocytosis. Gene Ontology annotation, molecular function: GTPase activity; GTP binding. Gene Ontology annotation, cellular component: endosome. NCBI's taxonomy places the organism in Eukaryota, Fungi, Ascomycota, Eurotiomycetes, Eurotiales, Aspergillaceae. The transcript is spliced from 5 exons. The record is from RefSeq and is a predicted model, not a curated record.